Molecule: messenger RNA, 675 nt
Organism: Lodderomyces pseudojiufengensis
Lineage: Eukaryota; Fungi; Ascomycota; Pichiomycetes; Serinales; Debaryomycetaceae
Exons: 1
Coding region: 1-675 (224 amino acids)
Source: RefSeq, a predicted model, not a curated record
AUGGUUCAACUAUUUAAAACAACUUCCACCAUACUCUGGGGUCUACCAUUCAGUCUAAUUCAACAGAAAGUAGAAAGUCUCUUUGGUCAUGUAGAGAAUGCCUGGUUUACAGCAUGGUUUAAUACUACAAAAUUUAGAAACCCAACUGGAACUAAUAAGAUGUCCUCAUCUCAUUCGAAGACUACACAAAACCUAAUUGGAGCUCCACACCCAGAACAACUAGAAGGUAUGUUAGAUCUAGAAGAGAAAAACAUAAAUUGGGACUCUUUCAAAAGAAAUUUCAAAAAGAUUGUCAAAAAGCUAGAUACACCAAUAAUCCCACAUGGAUGGAUGCAACAAGACGAACUGAGAGAUACUGCAGAGGCAAAUUGGAAAGUUUUCUGGAAAAAUUUGGCUAAAGAACGAAAAAGUCCAUUGGGAUCUUUACCAACAUAUCACCUACUUGUAUUGGGAUACUAUUCACACUAUCCAUUAUACCGCAAUUCAAGAAAUACUCCAUGCAAAUUCUGUGAGGUACCAGCAAAAGAUUCAUUGAAACCUCAUGUAUUCGAAAACGAAGAAACACAACAGUAUCGGGAUGAUCAACAUAUAGGAACAAAUCCGGGAAUGAAGUUUAUCAUAGGAAAUCCAAGAUUAUCAAAAUCAAUAACUAUCUUGAAAAGGUACCUUAUUUAG